Molecule: messenger RNA, 1713 nt
Organism: Brugia malayi
Lineage: Eukaryota; Metazoa; Nematoda; Chromadorea; Rhabditida; Onchocercidae
Exons: 10
Coding region: 1-1713 (570 amino acids)
Source: RefSeq, a predicted model, not a curated record
AUGACGACAUCACGAGGAUUCAUCAAUAUGCCACAAACAAUAUUUGACAAAGCUGAUAAUACAGACUUGGAUAUAAGCGAUGAGAUGGAAGAAGUUCGUGAACUGAUGUACGAAUUAAUCAAAACAAAUUUUUCAUCGGGUGUUAUGGUAGAACAUUUAGCGAAAAUAUAUAAGGAAAGCUAUGAAACGCGUGGUUUAGGACCGUUGCUUCCAGAUAACUGGCUUGACCAUAUACGAGUCGCAGAAGAAUUUGAAGUCGUCAAUCGUGGUCCAAUUGCAAUGGUUUAUACACGUCAACGCGAUGCACCACCAUUUAUUAUCGAACCGCCUUGUAAUUCGUUAAAUAUAACGAAAGGACUUGCAUCGCCUAAAGCAAAGGAAGCAACUCGAAUUAGGCUUACUGAUCGAGAAUUGGCUCAGCAGAUGAAAUCGAUAUUAUCAUUCGAACCGAUCAUUUGUCCGUCAACAGUAAGCGUUAUUGUGAUGAAAUGUGAUGAGGACUCGGAUGAUAUCUAUGUACAGUUGGCCGGUACAAAAAAUAAUUUCGAACUGCUGCGAUCAGCAAUGAAUUCUUACUACGAAGAGCAAUCUUCUGGUGAUUCGGUGAUAGAACCUGAGAUUGGUGGUGUUUACGCAGUUCGCGAAUCGGAUGGACAUUGGUAUCGGGCGUUGUUGAAAGUUCCUGAAUAUUUCACAUUAUUGGAUAGCGGUCGAAUAGUACACGUGAAUGGUGCAACGAUUCGACGUCUUCGUGCGGAAUAUGCUCUCCCAAGAAUAUAUCCCAUUUAUGCGUUCAUUAUUACUUUGGACAAAAAGUGUGAUAAUGGUCCAUCGCUGUGUAUUUUGCGAACUGCUUGCCAUACUCAGCUUCCGUUGCCGCUACGAUUCAUAUCCGCUUAUAUCGAAAAUGGUUUAAUAAAAUACAAUGUUCAAAGCUCGAUUAUGUGGAUUAAGGACCGGAAAGAAUACGAGCAGAAUGUGAUAAGAGUAAUACCGGCGUCGCCGCAAUAUCCAGUAGCCGUAGGAGGAGUGGAAUUAGUUGCCAUGGAGUUGAGCGAGAUGCCGAAGAAACGCUUUGCUGCACAUAUUUUGACUGUAUUUGAUGCUGAUAAUAUCAACAUACGACAAUGCUCAUUUGAUCCAAUCCCGGACUACAUAACCAGUGCAGUGAAACGAGAUUCCUUAGCUCAACCAUCACCUCCACCAUUCAGCGAGUUAAUACCAGGGCGUUUCUAUGCUGCGAAAUUGCGUCCAGAUUCUAAUUGGGAACGUAUACAGUUGCUUGGUCCAAGCACUGUUGACGCUGAUUGUUUUCGUGUCUAUGCUGUUGAUAUUGGCUUAUUCGGUAUUGUCCGGAAGUCAAAUAUGCGUCAUCUAAAAACUCCAAAUGGACUACGUAAAAUUUUGAUGGCGAAAUGUAAAAUAGCAGGAAUUAAGCCGAAAAGUGGCGGUGAUGUAUGGAGUCGUGAGAGUCAAGCAAUGAUAUGCAAUGUAUUGACUAGUGCAGAACAUAUAGAAGUGGAACCAGUCAGCGACUGGGAGUUAUUUGGAGAUCCAGAUUGUAUUAUGGUACCGUUUGCGACAGUAAAGAUUUUCGCUGAUGGUAAGAGUGUUGAUCAGAUGAUCGUUGAACAAGGAUACGCGCAAUGCAGUGAUGAUAAUCUUUCUGUAUGUAAUCAGUAUUGCCAAAAAUCGCCGAUGGUGAUCAGUUGA